This is a messenger RNA of Oncorhynchus kisutch (coho salmon), 2853 nucleotides long. RefSeq names its product A disintegrin and metalloproteinase with thrombospondin motifs 8-like. Gene Ontology annotation, molecular function: metalloendopeptidase activity; zinc ion binding. The record is from RefSeq and is a predicted model, not a curated record. Lineage: Eukaryota; Metazoa; Chordata; Actinopteri; Salmoniformes; Salmonidae. Gene Ontology annotation, biological process: extracellular matrix organization; proteolysis. The transcript is spliced from 9 exons. Bases 1 to 2157 code for a protein of 718 amino acids.
AUGGUGCUUGAGAUAUGGUGCAACACCAGGCACUACCUACUGACUCUGAUGGCAGUGGCGGCGCAGGUCUACCGCCACCCCAGUCUGAAGAACUCAGUGAGCCUGGUGGUUGUGAAGAUGCUGGUGGUGGAAGACGAAGAUGUAGGGCCCCAGGUGUCCAGCAACGGAGGAAUGGCCCUCAGGAACUUCUGUAACUGGCAGCAGCUCUUCAACCCCUCCAGCCAGAGGCACCUGGAACACUACGAUACAGCCAUCUUAUUCACCAGACAGGACAUCUGUGGUCAGAGGAGCUGUGACACCCUGGGGGUGGCUGACGUGGGCACCAUGUGUGACCCCAAGAGAAGCUGCUCUGUAAUAGAGGAUAAUGGUCUGCAGGCCGCCUACACCGUGACACACGAGCUAGGUCAUGUACUCAGCAUGCCUCAUGACGACUCUAAUAACUGUAUCAGAUGGUUCGGACACCUGGAUGGGCCACACAUGAUGGCAUCUGUGUUCUUUAGCCUCAACAAGGCUUUGCCAUGGUCGCCAUGUAGCGCCCGCUAUGUCACAGAGUUCUUCGACAAUGGAUAUGGUGACUGUCUGUUGGAUCCUCCAGAGCAGACUCUCCCUCUCCCUGUUGAUCCCCCUGGUGUCUCCUACAACCUGGACCGUCAGUGCCAGCAGGCCUUCGGGGAGGAGUUCAGCCUGUGUCCGGACACCCCAGAGGACCAGACUUGCAGCCAGCUGUGGUGCCGGGAGGAGGGCCAGCCACACUGCACCACCCGGAACGGCAGCCUGCCCUGGGCUGAUGGCACGCUCUGCUGGGCUGGGGCCGGGGCUGGAGCUGGGACCAACACCACCUGUCAGGGAGGUGUCUGUGCUGCAGUGACUGAUCAGCAGAAAAGAGAGGAGCCUGUGGACGGAGGUUGGGGUGUGUGGGGCCCCUGGGGGUCAUGCUCCAGGUCAUGUGGCGGAGGGGUGGAGUUUUCCCAGAGAGAAUGCACUGAUCCCAAGCCACAAAACGGAGGAGCAUACUGUGCGGGACAGAGAGCCAAGUACCAGACUUGUCACAUACUGGCCUGCCAAGAUGAGCAUGGUAAGAGCUUCAGAGAUGAGCAGUGUGAGAAGUACAACAGCGACCGAUACCUGGACAUCCAUGGGAACAUCAAGCAGUGGAUCCCCAAAUACAACGGUGUCUCACCCAGGGACAGGUGCAAACUGUUCUGCAGAGCAAGAGGCAGCAAUGAAUUCAAAGUCUUCGAGGCCAAGGUUGUUGAUGGCACCACCUGUGGCCCAGACACCACCUCCAUCUGUGUCCAGGGACAGUGCGUCAAAGCUGGCUGCGAUCAGGUGAUCGGCUCCAGUGUGAAGCUGGACAAAUGUGGCAUGUGUGGGGGUGAUGGAACAACCUGCAGGAAGAUCACUGGAUCGAUGAAUAAAGCCAUUUUCGGCUACAACGACAUUGUGACCAUUCCGGCCGGGGCCACCAACAUCGACAUCAAGCAAAAGAGCCACCGCGGGAUCAGACACGACGGCAACUACCUGGCCUUGAAGACAGAGGUUUCCUACAUCCUGAAUGGGAAUUUCUCUGUGUCCACAGCAGAGCAGGACAUCCCAGUCCUGGGCGCCGUACUCCGGUACAGUGGUUCCUCCACCACCCUGGAGAGGGUCUUGAGUUACCAGAAGCUCCGACAGGCAAUCGCUGUCCAACUCCUGUCCACAGCCGGAGACGCCUCUACCCCUAGGGUCAAGUACAGCUUUUUCCUCCCCAGGGAUGUCCCCUUCACCAAGCCUGGAGCUGAGGGUAGAGCUUCGCUACAUGCGAUUCUGCCACUAGGGGGCUCAGAGUGGGCUCUGGGGGAGUGGUCCGAGUGCUCCAAGAGCUGUGGUUCAGGUUGGUCAAGAAGGAACGUAGAGUGCCGGGACGGGGCAGGCACCCUGUCCUUCUCCUGUGAUGAGGACCUGCGGCCGGCAGACAUCCGGCCGUGUGGGGACCUGCCCUGCCCUGUCUGGCAGAUGGGUCCCUGGUCGGCAUGCUCGAGGACAUGUGGUGUGGGGGUGCGCCAUCGAAGCGUGCUGUGUAUUGACUACACCGGUAAGAUGGUGGAGCUAGGAAAAUGUAACCUCGCCAAGAGGCCAGAGGUGGUUUCUUCAGAGUGCAGCUACCAGGACUGCUGAGUCUGUGCUGAUAAAGCAGGAAGGGAAAGGGCAGUUGGUGGCAGUGGUGGGAUCCAAGGCCGAGGGAAGUAGUGUAGGAAGCUAGUUAGUUAGUCAACUAACCAAUGCACAACCCUUUCCCAACCACCACAACCCUGCUUCAGAGACAAGCAGGGAAGCUAGAAUAAUCAAAAGUUCACUAUAUCGGCCAGAACCAAAACUGUGGUUUGGCUUGGUUGUAGAAAUAUUUCACAUUUGAUAGAUUAACUUAAUUAUUUCAAUGUUUAUUUCCUUGAUGAUGUCAUAGCUUCAAAACGCCUAUUGACGGUUUGUUUUCCAACAGAGAUCUACCUCAAAGGAUGUAAAAAUAAUCAACUAUCACUUCUUAACCUGAAGUUUCUGUUUGCAUCUAGCUUAACACAUUAUCAAAGGUACAUCUUAACUUUCCACAAAUGCUGCUGAUAGUCCACUGGAGUGGUUGAAUACCACAGUCAUUCAUUUUUGUCGGGCCACAUGCCCCCCUUUUGAACACACAUGCCCUCAAAUCAAUUCAAAGUAUACUACCUAAUCAAAUCAAGUGACAUUCAAUAUUUUAGGGAAUAAAGAAAAACCUUUCAUAUGAAUAGAGAGACAAUACCUCAAAUCAAAUCAAAUUGUAUUUCUCACAUGUGCUGAAUACAACAGGUGAAGGUAGACCUUAAAUGCUUACUUACAAGC